GUAACUUACUCUGGCUUCCUUCCUGGAUCUCUGUAGUUAAAUCUGGUGUCCACUGUCACCAUGUCAAAGAACAUCUUGGAAACAUCUCCUCAGAGUUUACCUCAAACACCUACUACUCCAACAGCCCCAAUUACUCCAAUUACCCAGGGACCCUCAGUCAUCACCCCUGCCAGCAUACCCAAUGUGGGAGCCAUUCGAAGGCGACAUUCAGAUAAAUACAACAUUCCCAUGUCAUCAGAAAUUGCCCCAAACUAUGAGUUUUAUAAAAAUGCAGAUGUCAGACCUCCAUUUACUUAUGCAACUCUCAUAAGGCAGGCUAUCAUGGAAUCAACUGACAGGCAGUUAACACUCAAUGAAAUUUAUAGCUGGUUUACACGGACAUUUGCCUAUUUCAGGCGCAAUGCAGCCACUUGGAAGAAUGCGGUACGGCAUAAUCUUAGCCUGCACAAGUGUUUUGUUCGAGUAGAAAAUGUUAAAGGAGCAGUAUGGACAGUGGAUGAAGUAGAGUAUCAGAAGAGAAGGUCACAAAAGAUAACAGGAAGCCCACCGUUAGUGAAAAACAUACCCACCAGUUUAGGCUAUGGAGCAGCACUUAAUGCAAGCUUACAGGCUGCACUGGCAGAAAGUAGUUUACCUUUGCUUGGUAAUCCCGGAUUAAUAAAUAACACAUCCAGUGGCUUACUACAAGCAGUCCAUGAAGAUCUCAACGGUUCCUUGGAGCACAUUGACAGCAAUGGAAAUAGCAGUCCAGGCUGUUCUCCACAACCUCACAUACACUCAAUCCAUGUCAAAGAAGAGCCAGUGACUGCUGAGGAUGAAGACUGUCCAAUGUCUCUGGUGACAACAGCGAAUCACAGUCCAGAAUUGGAAGAUGAUAGAGAAAUUGAAGAAGAGCCUUUAUCUGAAGAUCUGGAAUGAACAGAGACUUGGAAAAUCUCAAAAUGAAGGGACAUAACACUGACCUUCCGAACCACUCCAUAACCAUGAAUAUUUGACAGAUUUUUACUGUGACUAUUUAUUAAGCAUGGAUAAAGGAGAAACACUCCUAAAGGAACUCAUUAAGCCAGCCCUUUGGGAAUCCAAUUACAAGCAGAUAAAUAGCUUGUGGGUUUUUUUGGUUUUUUUCCCCCCUUUUUUAAAGAUAAACUGAUUUUCUUGAAAAACAAAACUGUUUAUAUAUAACGGCUUGCCCAUUUAAAAAAUGUGGCUAACAAGGGUUCAUGACAUGACUGAAUAUGAGGAUACAUGUUCUAUAGAAAGCAAAUGGGCCUCAUAUACUGCCAAAAAUAGUGUUAGUUUCAUCAAUGUGAAAAUUCCAGCAUACUGUAGUUGUAAUAAUGUUAGAAACAAUUGCUGGUCAAGUUCAACUUGUUGCUAUUGUUUUUAAUUUGCACAGGAGUAGUAUCAGAAAUUAGUGUCACUGCUUGUAUCUAGCUGAAUUUUAAACCACAGAGUGUUAGUUUUUUUCAUGUUGGUGCCACAAACUGUAAAUGACAUAAGUUAGUUCUAACAAACCACAGUAAUUAGACUGUUGCGACCAUCUAAAAUCUAAGCUUCCAGUCUGUGCUGUUAGUGUUAAGAUGUAAAGUGCAAUCCUAAGCUAACAUUGUCUGUGCAAGCACCAUAGAAACAUUUGCAUAUCUGCAUAUAUCUUACAACUGUACUCUUUACCUCCUUGUGAUAAAGCUUUGUCUACCUGCAAAUACAGUCAAAGGCUACAGCUGCAAACCAAAGCCUACACUAACAAUGGCCAAUAGCUCAAUGACAGAAGCAGCCACAUGCUUUGGUCAGCCUUCUGUAACUUUAAUUAGUACAAAGGAACUUUUCCAUGAACUACUUGCUGUUUUCUGAAGACCUCUGGGAUCUUUUCAUUUAGCCCUAGACCAAGAAAUAAAUAUGGGGGGAAAAGUCAAUUUUGUCACACUGUAAUCUUCUGAGGCCAAAAGUCAACCUCAAUGCAAUGAAGAUUUGUUUUUAUUUUAAAACAGAGGUGAGAAUGAAGUUUGUGCAGAAGUUAACAAUAGAAAGGAACAAACAUGGAUCACUGACCAAAAUUAUGUACUUGAUGCAAAUGCAGAUUGUGUAUUGUUAUGUAAAAUAUGUUUUUUAAUUAUGUUCCCUCUCCAUUUAGACUGGUUUCCCCCAUCCCCACUCCCAUUGCCUGUGAUGAAUACAUGUUGUUCGAAGAAGUCUCGUAUGGUCUUAAACUUCGUUGUGUGCUACUUUUUAUAGUCUUAAGUUAUAAAUGACAAAAAAGUAGGAACCAAACAUAAAAAAAGGUCUAGUAAAGCCAAAAAUUAAUUUCAUAUUGAUUUAAAGUAAUCUAGGUGAGUUUUUACAAUGAAAGCAAAGAUUAUAGCAAUUGUAGUCCAUGGUAUUUAUUUUCAGUCAAACCAAAGUUACAUAAAAUUCUGCCUCUGUUAAUACGGGAUACUAACACUAACAAUACACUCCCUUUGGAAGACUUGCACAGGCCAAAUUGUUGGAAUGCUGUUUUUCCUUCUCCUGUUUUUCUCCCCUUCCUCCUCCUCCUCUUCUCCUCCUCCUCUUCUAUCCCUACCUUCCUACAACUCCAAACCCCAAAUUACAAUGGUACAAUAAUGGUGUAUUUGACACUAGUAUAGUCUAAUGUUUGCUUAUAUCCUACAAACUUUACAUGUUGCUUUUCAUGUGCUGUGCCAAGUCUUGAUAAUACUCCCCCCCCCCCCACCAAAGGA
Molecule: messenger RNA, 2717 nt
Organism: Pantherophis guttatus
Lineage: Eukaryota; Metazoa; Chordata; Lepidosauria; Squamata; Colubridae
Source: RefSeq, a predicted model, not a curated record